Messenger RNA from Carassius auratus (goldfish), 2118 nucleotides. It is a transcript of the gene casp3a, whose product is annotated as caspase 3, apoptosis-related cysteine peptidase a. Gene Ontology annotation, biological process: proteolysis; erythrocyte differentiation; apoptotic process. Lineage: Eukaryota; Metazoa; Chordata; Actinopteri; Cypriniformes; Cyprinidae. Gene Ontology annotation, cellular component: cytoplasm; death-inducing signaling complex. Bases 289 to 1119 code for a protein of 276 amino acids. Gene Ontology annotation, molecular function: cysteine-type endopeptidase activity. The transcript has 7 exons. The record is from RefSeq and is a predicted model, not a curated record.
UCGAGUUAAUGUUUAGCCUGUUUAGUACACUUCCUGGAUGCUUAGUUACCGCUGUGUCAUCGGAAUCCUUUACAUUGCAAGCUUCCACUAACAGGAUAUUUUUCACGAAUUUGCUUCUCAUUGGCUCAUCGACAACAACAGCAGAAUCAUCCAUCCGGCGUGCGGGCGUGGUUAUCAUUCUGCCGCGAGCCUGUUAUAACGCGCUAUACGUCUCCAGUUACACUUCGAACAGCUCCCAAGAGAGACGAUUUUCUUAUCUUAAAAAGAGUCAUCGUUAAACGUUUGGAGAUGAACGGAGACUGUGUGGACGCGCGGCGCCAGGACACAACAGAUCCUGGUAAGGAUGGGGCAUCAGGAGCACAGGCCAUGGAGGUUGAUGCUAAAGCCCAGUCACAUGCCUUCAGAUACAGUCUGAACUACCCCAGCAUUGGACACUGCAUCAUCAUCAAUAACAAGAACUUUGAUCACAGGACAGGCAUGAACCAACGGAACGGUACUGAUGUAGAUGCAGGAAAUGUAAUGAAUGUGUUUCGGAAGCUGGGAUACACUGUGAAAGUCUACAAUGAUCAGACAGUUGCACAGAUUAUGCAGGUUUUAACUGCAGUUGCCCAUGAUGACCACAGACGUUGUGCUUCGUUAGUGUGUGUAAUGCUCAGUCAUGGAGAUGAGGGAGUGUUUUACGGCACUGAUACUUCUGUGGAGCUCAAGACCUUAACCAGCCUUUUCAGAGGAGACCGCUGCCCAUCACUAGUGGGAAAACCGAAACUUUUCUUCAUACAGGCUUGUAGAGGUACAGAACUUGAUCCUGGUGUGGAGGCUGACAGCUCCGAUAGUUCUAUGAGGAUUCCUGUGGAGGCAGACUUCCUCUAUGCCUACUCUACGGCACCAGGUUACUACUCCUGGAGAAACACCAUGACUGGUUCUUGGUUCAUUCAGUCCCUUUGUGAAAUGAUGACUAAGUAUGGCAGAGAACUAGAGCUCAUGCAGAUCAUGACCAGGGUCAACCAUAAAGUGGCACUCGAAUUUGAGUCAACCUCCAACCAGCCUGUCUUUGACGCUAAGAAACAAAUCCCCUGCAUUGUCUCGAUGCUCACCAAAGAGAUGUACUUCACUGCUUGAAGGGACAAGGGAACUAUAAGCGAUUCUUGUAUUUCAGUUAUUCUGUAAACGCAGCUAUAGGAUAUAGAUUUAGGGAUGAGUUUAAGACUCUUUUUUUCACAGUAGCAUUUGCUGGUCAUGCUCACUUAGGAAUUUCUCUGUCUCAGGAGUGGUGUUAUGGUUCUUAUUGGGAUUUACAAUACUGUAUGUGAAAGCAGGUACUCAGGUUUUUAUUUACCUUGUGACUAAAUACCAUUUUGCCUCUGGGUUUCUAAUUAAAAUAUAAUAAUGAACGAUCACCAGUGGCAGGAGAGGUUGGGAUUUCUAAAAAUUACAUUAAUCAGGGACUUUUAUAGGCUAUUGCACUAGUCUGACUGUUGAAAUGGGAAUCAUAAUUUGGCAUUCAAUUGUUGAGAUUAUCUUAAUCGAAGCAAAGACAGUGUGCUAAUUUAACGUGAAAAAGCAAAGAACAACAAUCAGAACUAUUCCCAAGUGCCUGUCAGUGAACCAUGUGAACAGAUUUUGGUGCUACUUCUGAAAUGUCAUGUGUAGGUUUCCAUUAGGACACAAAGCAUUUUUUUUUUUUUUUUUUUACUGUAUUGGUGACAUCUAGUCCAUACCUAAAGAAAGAGAAAAAAAGGAAAAAAAAAUUGACAGCUAUGGAUUUACACUGAAGUCUAGGGGCUAAACAACUAAAAAAAAAAAACACAGUAGUAUUUAGUAUUAGACAUUAUAUUUAAUCUGGACUGUCUCUUCAAGAUGAUUAUGUAAAGCAUGAUAGCAUUAGUCACCUGAGAAAAGUCACAUAGAAUUCUUUCGGUUAAGGUCAUGCAUGCAUUGUGUGUUUAAGAUGUUCCUAAUGUACGCAUAAAAAAAAAAACAACAACAUUGUUCACGUUUAUUGUACAAUCACGUUUACUAUACAUAUAUGCUUUUUUGUGUAUAAGCCAGUGCUCUUGUACGUAUUUUAACAGCUCUGUAGUGUUCUGUAUGAUAAUACAUAUUUCACUGAGAUUCUGA